AUGCACCAAUGCACCAUACACAUUUAAAAAGAGAAAAAAAAUGAUUCAUUCACAUUUUUCACAUUAAAAGUCAUUCUCACAUAAAUCACGCCGCACGCACACAGUUAUAGGAAGCCAGACUUAGGUGGUUUGGGCACAUUAGGAGGAAGGGUGUUGAAGCCUUUGUCAAGAUGUGUGAAAGGCUUAUGAAGGCAAGGUUAGUCGUGGUAGAGAUAAACCUAGGAAGAGGGGGUGAUUAGGCAGGGCUUACGUCUCCCCGGCAUUAGUCAACUUUUUGUUCAUUACUAAUGUGGUUCUCCCCUCUUCUUUCCCCUCUCUUGGGUCUUGGAUAGUACUUUGUUAGUGUAUAGUAGCUCAUUUGCCCCUAUUUUGUGAGUUGGGGGUCCCUAAUUUGGACUAGGGGUACGGUUUGUGAACACUUACCCUAACAUUGUGCGGGAUUCUACUAGGUUGUUGUAUAUGUGGGGGAGUGUGUACAUGCCCACUGCAAACCAAGUAUGAAGAAUUUAAACGGGGCACCAAUAAAAAUAUAUGAUUCAUAAAAUUAUAAAUCACUCCACAUCCAAAAGUUGUAUUUCAAACAAUUUCUUUUUUUAUCUUUUGCUUGGAUAAAAUACAGUUGUCGAGGUGGUAUGGAACAAUAGAACAGAGAGCUUUUCUAGAAAAUAAAACCUUUCUUUGCGCAGAUUCUCGACUUGGUCUGAACUGAGAUUAGUAACAUUGUCAAGAAGAUCAUUUGAAAUAGAAAUUAAUUUGUCCUUCGAAUCCUGCAAAUGAGUUGGCUCCUCCGGACAAAGUCCAAGCUGGCCAUUUGCCCCCAAGUGGAGAUUUAAAAUCAUGGCCGGAAACCGGCCGAGGUGGGCGGCUGGCUCUUGCAACCAUCUUUGGUUUAGUGACGGGAGCAUACUCUAAAACGAAGGAACAAUGGACGAUUGUGGUGGAUAUGGCUGACCAAGGAAAAAAGCUUCGCAAUUGGCUAACUGCACGAUCCGCACAACCCAGCGCUGCACCACCACCACCCAACCCCCAAGAAAUUCUCGCUGCCGUGUUUGGCCGCCGAGCUCGCCCAGUUCCGGCCGGAGAUCGCAGAGGAUCUUUCGGACAAGCAGUUGAGUUACGGUCAGAAUUUCAACGUGCACAUCAAUUUGGAGGCCGACGUGGGCGUGGAGGACAUUAAGGUCACCAUGUACCCGCCGCCGUUCACCACUCACGGCUUCUCUCAGGGCCAGAGAUUGCUUAUUUUGGGGCUCAAUGAAGUUAGAAACAAGGUUAUCUCCGCCUGGAUACUACUUGCUCUUCGUCGUGCACCGUGGCGUGCCUAGCAAAGGAAUGUGGGUGCAAAUCCAAUAGAAAUCUAUUAAUGUCAAGUAGCCUAAUGUAUUCUUUUGGGACUUAUUUUUUGUUGCUACAAAAGGUUAAAUA
Messenger RNA from Cuscuta campestris, 1422 nucleotides. Lineage: Eukaryota; Viridiplantae; Streptophyta; Magnoliopsida; Solanales; Convolvulaceae. The record is from the annotation of a GenBank genome assembly.